Messenger RNA from Xenopus laevis (African clawed frog), 4059 nucleotides. RefSeq names its product BRI3 binding protein L homeolog (gene bri3bp.L). The transcript is spliced from 3 exons. The record is from RefSeq and is a predicted model, not a curated record. Lineage: Eukaryota; Metazoa; Chordata; Amphibia; Anura; Pipidae. Gene Ontology annotation, cellular component: mitochondrion. Bases 306 to 1022 code for a protein of 238 amino acids.
CUCCGAAAAAGGGACAGUUGGGAGGUAUGCAAUACGCUUUUUAUUUUUGCUAUAAGAUACUUCUUGCUAACCAGGCCUCCCCUACAGGAGCUCUAUGUUUCUAGUCAACACCGAUUUUCCCGGCAGUCAGUUUGGGCCGCGCACAAUGCGGCGCAUUUGGCCUUCUGGUUGCGUGCGGGCGCUGCCGGGGAAUGUGGCUGCGCUAAGGAAGGGGCUGUUCUUCCGGUGUGACGAGGAGUCGGACGGCGCUGCUGCCAGAGGAUUGUAUCAGUAGUGCCGCUGCCAGAGACCCACACUGCCUGCAAAUGGUUCCUCUGCGCUCCAAGCUGCUCUGUCUCCUCGUGCUGCUCCUGGUGUCGGGCACAUUGGGCGCUCAGGCCAAUAGGAACCGCGGCCAUGACAAGCAGAACAAUUCCUUCCGCAAGGCUGCUACCGGCUUCUACCAGACCAUCAACAAUGUCUUGGGCGAGGAGAACGUGCGAGCGGUCCAGAAGUUUUUCUCCCGACUAACAGAGAGGUUUGUGUAUGGAGUAGAUGUAUUAGUGGAGACACUCUGGAGGAUAUGGACGGAUCUCCUGGAUGUUCUUGGAAUUGAUGCUUCCAAUCUGACACACUACUUCAGUCCUGCAGCAGUUGCCAAUAACCCUACUAGAGUUCUCAUGCUGGUUGUCGCCAUCCUCCUUGCUUACUGGUUUGCAUCCUUGCUGCUGGGAUUUUUCUUCUAUGUCCUACACAUCAUGUUUGGGCGAUUUUUCUGGCUUGUCCGUGUCUCUCUGUUUGCACUGUCAUGCAUUUAUAUAUUACAGAAGUAUGAAGGGGAACCAGAACAUGCGAUGAUCCCUCUGUGCUUCGUGGUGGCUGUCUAUUUCAUGACAGGGCCUGUUGGACCUUACUGGAGAAGAAGCGGCAACAACAACAACAACCUUGAAGACAAGAUCGAUCAUCUAGAUAACCAGAUUCGGCUUCUAAAUAUCCGUCUUACAAGAGUGAUUGAGAGUCUGGACAGAGCCAGUGAGCAGUAGCCAUUCUGUCUUCAAAACUCCAACACCAGCUUCUUUUGAAAGGAAAAGCACUGUUUUUAUUUUAUUUUUUUUUGUCAUAAUGUUCAUAAAGUGGUAGCCAUGGUAGAAUUGUACUAAAAACAUGAGAUGAGGUACAUGAUAAAAUGUUAGGCUCCUGAAACUGGUCCCUCUGCUGCACUGAAGCGAUUCAAAUGACAGCUACAUAAUAAAGCAUUUUUCUAAAGUUCUAUAAUUACACAGUAUAGGUACAUAUAUGUUUUUCAAGCUCACUUUUUAAUCUGCAUUUUAUGAGUGCAUCAUCAAUGAGAUCCUAUUUAAAGACAGUAAUCCAAAGCAAUUGCUACCAAAUGUAUUUCUAGACCCUCUUGGGGUGGUUGGAGAUUUCCAGCUAAGGCAGGAGGUAGAUUUUAUUCCAAAAUCUGAGUAAAAUAUGGAUUUCUUCAAGCACUGCUCUGUCGAGACUAUUGAUUAGGAUUUGUAAUAAACAUUUUAAUCGUGUUGGUUUUUGCUUGUGAUACAUUUUGCACCUUACUGUGGUGUAUGGGUACACUUAAAAUAUGCUGUUAUAUGUGCUGUAAGAGUUGUGGUUAACCAUUGGUCACAUUUUUAGUAUGUUUUUAAAUGCUUAUUUCUUUGUGCAUUUAGAUUAGAUUUACAGGUCAUUACUUAGACAAAUCAGCAGUGGUAGUGUUACUGUAUUGUUGCUGCUUAUCUUUCUCAGGUUUACUAAGCAGCAAUAAAUUGCUUUCAUUUCCAGGGUCUUUUUUGUGUGUGUGUGCACUGAUAUAGAUAUACGCCUCUGAUCAUUUGUAAAAACAAAUGCCUACCUAUUAAAUGCUUAUAAUGUAAUAUAGCAAGAUAUUGUUAUGAAUUAAUGUGUGUGGUAGUUUUAGUCUGAUGAGAAGUUGAUCUAUAAUUGGUGUUUUGCGAGGGACCUCUGCACAAUUGGAAUAAUCUACUUUUUCAUUGCUGUUGAUCGAAUGACUAAAAAUUCUGUAAUAAGAUGUAUAAAAACAGGCUGCUGACCCUGAGAAACUCGGAUGUAUGUAUAUAUAUAUAUAUAUAUAUAUAUAUAUAUAUAUAUAUAUAUAUAUAUAUCUAUCUAUCUAUCUAUCUAUCUCAUGUAAAACAAGGCUCUCACAGGUCUUAAAAUAUAGUGAAAAAGAGAUAAAGUUUAUUUGUUAUUCCAACGUUUCGGUCUUCCUUGAGACCUUUGUCCUUUGCUGUUAUUUCUGCAGAGAUGGCACAGUUAUCUAUUAUUGGGAAUGGUUGGGUUUUCCAAAUAAGCAGUUUUCUUCUGUAUUUCAUAUUGUCAAGUUCAGUGGCGUAGGCCGCCACCAUCCGAAUUCAAAGGUCAUCCAUAUUGCACAAAAAUUUGCCCCCCCCCUAUUUCUUUUGUAGUUGCACCAGUGGUCAUGUUUAAAAUGGAAAACAAACCCAAUACAAGGGAAUAUCUCAUUUAAAAUUGGCCAGUAUUGGGUUAGUUGAUAUCAUGUACAAGACAUUGCCUAAAUAUUACAAAGGAAACAAGCAAAAUGUAACUGUUUACACAGUAUGGAAUGUCUUUGCUGGUUUAAAAUAUUUGUGGAUAAUAGAAUUCUGACUAAUACAUCAAAUAGCUUUAACUAAAAUCAUUGUUAAAAUCAUAAUGUGGUUGUCAUUGUCAGUGCUUGACUUAGCCCUUUGUGUUAACCUGAAACUCUCUAUCUCUGUAUUCAAGGACAUUUAUAUGUGGUAAAUGAAGAAUAUUUGACAAAGGUUUCAAGCCAUAUACAGGUAUAGGCCACUAUACCUGUAUAUACCUGCAUGAAUUGUGCAUACUACAAUAUCUACAAUAUGCUACAAAAUCUCUAUGCUGGCAUAGAUUUAUGGCAAUUUGUAAAUUAUGAGAACACCUAGGGAUUUGCCCCUGCUGUGGCCAUGUUUGGGCUGUACAUGCCGCUUCAUACCCUGGUCUGCUAGUCCACAUCUGAUUCUGGCUUCUUGUAAUAGGAUUAUAAACACAGGCAAAUUAAAUUAUGGUAUCCCUUUUCAUAAAUCAUACCACCCAUAUAGCUUUUUAUUUACUGACUGAUGUAUUCAUAUUUGGAUUGGUAAAAUAGCAAUAAUUAUCAUUUUCUUAUAAGGGCCUUGUUUAUAUGUUCUGCAUCAGUGUAAUCUCUGCAGCAAACUGCACUGAAUGUAAGCCCUGGUACCCUAUGUGUGCAUACAUACCUAUGAUCAAUGGCUCUGUUAUUCAGUGACACAAAGCAGACACUUGGUAACAUCAUAAUUAUUGGGGCCAUCAUUAAAGCAUUGUUAGUUCACAAAUGACAAAAUAUAAAGCAACUGUGACAAUCAUCUGAAUUUGUAAACUGAGCACCAAGUGCAAUAGGACAAACAGAUGUUUUCUAAAAUAGGAGGUGUAUUUUGCUGUACAGUUCCUUGCAAAAAUGGCUUUCCAGGAUCUGGGGGGCCCCCAGAUAUUUAUACAGGGCCCAAAAUGAAAAUGUUCUGGGUCCCCAGCUCCAACUUGAAAUAACAUAGAUUGGUUGCUUUGAUAACCACUGGGGUCUUUCUACGCCUACUUUUACUAACCAAUACCAACAAUGUGUAUAUUUUUGGGGUGACAAAUUCCUUUGUUUUCAUAUUUAGGCAAUUUUUACCUGUUACCAUCCAUAGUAAGUUUUUUUAUUAAUGUGACCUUUGUACAGUUAAAGGAGGGGGGGGGCAUAUGUGACCAUAGGUUAAAGAAUGCCCUUUGUAUUGUUCAACUAUGUCCAAUGUAGCCCCAUGCCUAUUUGAUCAGCAUCCAGUCUGUCUGCCAUUAUAUGAAGAGGGCAAGGAUUAAUCAUAUGGCUGAUUCAUCUGACCACUCCACAUGUAAAAUGGGCUAAGAUAUGCCCAAGAAAUACAGAUAACACCAUCUGUUGCUUACAAAAUCAGAAACAUUCAGUAAAACUUUUUGGUGAUACAGCUGGUCACUUUUCCAUCAGUCUAACCUUCACUCCUACUAUAGGGAGCAAUAAAUAGGGAGGGCAGCUUUCAAAUUAAAAAA